CACACACACACACACACACGAUCACAGGGCCAGGGAGUAAGAUUUAUCAACAGAUUUAAAGACUCUAACUUAGAAAAGUUUGAGAUUAUGUUUGUGUACACUUAAAGUCAUGCUGAAAGAGUGAAGGGAAAAGUGAAGUCAAUUUAUCUGCUGUUCCAGUUAUGAUGACAGAGUGAGGAAAAGAAGAGGAAGAAGACAAUGUCACGAGAACUUCCUCCUCAGAGAGAGCUGCGAAUGGUGGUGGUGGGUGCCAAUCUGUCUCACAAGACAUCUGUAAUAAACACUCUACUCGGUCAGGCAGGGCUAGAGGUUGGGAAAAGAACAGCUUCCUGUGUGAGGAGAGAGGGUGAGUUCAUGGACAGGAAGCUCAUCCUUAUUGACACCCCAGGCUGGUGGAGGGAUUAUAUGUCGACUGACACAGCUGAGUUCAUUAAACAGGAGUUUGUUCUGAGUGUGACCAAGUGUCCACCAGGACCUCAUGUUUUCAUUCUGGUAAUUGGCACUGAUGCCCCAUUUACUGAGAAAAACAGGAGGUCUGUGGAAGAUCAUUUAGGGCUCUUUGGUGAGACAGUUUGGAAGCACACAAUAGUGGUGUUCACCAGAGGAGAAUAUCUGGAGGAUAAAAGCUCAGAGCAGCACGUUGAGACUCAGGGGGAGGCUCUGAAGUGGCUGGUAGAGAAAUGUGGGAACAGGUGUCACAUGUUUUAUAGUGACAGUAGAGAAGGUUAUAAGGAAGUCAGUAAGCUACUGGAUCAAAUUAAUGGCAUUGUGGCAAAGAAUGGCAACAACAGUUUUGAGGUUGAUGAGGAAAGAUUAAGAGAAGUUGAAGGGAAGAGGAACACUCAUCGGGAGAGAGCAAAGAUGAGACAGCAGAAGAUUAUGGACCAAAGAGAAACGCCACAUGCAUCGGGGGUUGUCCCCUCACUACCAGAGCUGAGGUUUCUUCUUUUGGGAUGGAAAGCCUCUGGGAAAACAUCUGCAAAGAAUACCAUUCUGGGCGUGAAAGCUGUAAAGAGGGCUAGAUCUUUUCGGUCUGAGAGAACAUCUGGAGAAGUUUCUGGAAGACGAGUUUCUGUGGUGGACACCCCUAGCUGGUGGAAGUACUUACCUGCCAAAUGCACUCCAGAAUGGGUGAAGAAAGAGUUGCAGGGAGGGCUGACUCUAGAUUCCAAAGCUCCCCAUGCCAUACUUCUAGUUGUCCCAGCAGAUACAACCUUCCGCGAAGAACAGAGGAAGAUCACUGAGGAUAACAUGAAGAUGUUUGGUGAGCAGGUAUGGAGACACACCAUGGUGCUGUUCACAUGUGGUGAUCUGUUGGGAGACACGAGUAUUGAGGAGCACAUUGAGAGUGAAGGAGAACCACUGCAGUGGCUCAUAGAGAAGUGUGGGAACAGAUAUCACGUCCUGAGUUGGAAUGAUAAAGAAGAGAAAGUCAAGGAGCUGCUGAGGAAGACAGAGGAAAUGGUGGCCAGUAACAGUUUAUUUAGUCCAGAGCCUGAAACACAAAUAAUGGUGGUUGAAGGAACUACAGAGGAACAGGAAGAUGUACAAAGACAAAUGGCAUGUUUGUUGGAUGAGAAAUGGCAGAGAAUGGAUAAAGAAAUGGAGGAGAAGAUAACGAAUAUUAUCAAGAGGGAAACUACCUCAAGCAAGACUAAUCAUGUGGACUUUAGUGACAAACACCCGUCCUCUCAAAGUACUUUGGAGGAAAUCAACUCAGAAAAGUUGCUGAGCACCCCUAAGACUCAAUCAUCCAUUAAGGAAUCUACAGUUAUUGAUGGAUUCACAGGACAUGAAGGCCAAAAGCAGACUGGUGAGGUAAACACUGUUCAGAUGGAGCAAAUGAGAGAGAUGCUGGAGAGGGAGUGGAGCAGAUGGGAGAUUGGAAUCACAGAGAGAUGCCAGCACAUGCUAUCAGAUCUAAGGCAAUCAGCAGAUGUGUCAUCUGAAGCUGAUGUGCAUGACCUGGAACACUCAUUCAGAAAGGUCGUCAGUUGGAUGCAUAAUCUGACUUCAGGAUAUGGGUCAGAUGAGGACUUAGAAACAGAGGAAAUGGUUUGAAAAGCAAAUGUAAACCAUGUAAAUGUGUAAAUCUAUUUAGUACACAUGUAUAGUAUAUGUGAGGGAUAACAGACCUGCUCAUCAUUACAGAUAAAUCAACUCACAAUAGGUGUAUCCUAAAAUUUUUUUCUUAAUUAAUCUUUUGUAUAUCUGCCUGAAUUAUUAAUCAAAUAUGGAUACUGUAUCAAUGUAAUGAUUAAUAUGUUAAAUGAUUCAUUUUAAAUAUAGACCUACUCUGUAUGAACUUUGAUAUGCUACGGAUAGUAGAAGCUGUACAUCAAUAAAUGACAAUAUGACUAAA
Alosa alosa (allis shad) is the source of this 2362-nucleotide messenger RNA. RefSeq names its product GTPase IMAP family member 8-like. Gene Ontology annotation, molecular function: GTP binding. The record is from RefSeq and is a predicted model, not a curated record. Bases 199 to 2061 code for a protein of 620 amino acids. The transcript has 6 exons. NCBI's taxonomy places the organism in Eukaryota, Metazoa, Chordata, Actinopteri, Clupeiformes, Clupeidae.